AUGGCCUCCGAAGAGGCAAAGUCUGAUAAGCUUGAUCCUAUUCCGGGAACAGAAACAGCAUCAACCCAGCGUGGCUCUACAAGUACCAUCACCGGACAUAGAGACUCGACAUUAUCUGACCUCGCUCCACAGAAGUCCAAUUCGUUAUAUCCGUCACGAUCAAGAUCCUCCACAGCCAGCGGCUUUCUCAAUUUUAUCAAGAAUGGUUCCAAGAGUACGCUAGCAUCAGAAAAGCAAGAGAAAAACAACUUCUUGUCCCUUUUCAGACUAUUGAUCCUAGAGCUCAAUCUACCGAAGCCGGGUCACAGUAAACAGAAAGACAUCAAACAUGAGGAGGAACAGAAGCGGGCCUAUGAACAACUUACAAGUAUGGUCAAAGUUCCUUUGUACCUAGAAAAAUUCAUUGUCUUUGGUCUUCUAGUUUGUCUCAAUUCCUUCCUAACACUUUUCACAUUGGUCCCGCUAAAGAUCGCAAUAAUUUGCUAUACAGCGUUCGCUGACUUUUUGACGAACUUGUCACAAACCGGAGGAGCAGAUAUUGGAAUCCUUACUAGAAAACUACAUUUUAUUAAAAGGGAUUUGAUCAAUGUCUUUGUGAUUCUCACAACUGUGGCUUUGCUAGCCUCCCCUACGGUUGAAGUAUCCCGUCUCUACCAUGAUGUCAGAGGUCAAGCUCAUCUCAAAUUGUACGUAAUUUUUGGUGUUCUUGAGGUUAUGGAUAAGCUACUAUCGUCAAUUGGUCAGGAAAUAUUCACAGUACUUGUUGGAAUACCGGUGACCAACACUAAUGUUCGCAACUUGAGUAAGUUGGCUCUUUUCAUGGGCAUAGCACUUGUGUACUCUGCAAGUCACGCCUACGUUCUAAUAUACCAAUCGGUAUCUCUCCAUGUCGCUGCAAAUUCAUAUUCGAAUGCCCUCAUGGCACUUCUCCUUUCUAAUCAGUUUGCUGAGCUUAAAGGUGCAGUGUUCAAAAAGUUUGAUAGAGAGGGUUUAUUCCAGGUUGCCAUGUCUGACUUAACUGAGCGUUUUCAACUUUCCUUAAUGCUUUUCAUCAUUUCCAUCAGAAACCUAGCCCAAUUGAACAUGACACAAUUAGGACUCGUUGUGCCCGACAGUUGGAAAUCGUGGAACAAAUGGUUUGGUGCCAUAUUUGGACCAUCCAUGGUCGUCCUUGGCUCUGAAGUUUUUGUGGACUGGCUUAAACACUGUUUCAUCAUCAAAUUCAAUCGGAUAAAACCCAGAGUCUACAAAAAUUUUCUUUAUGUCUCAAGCACUGAUUUUAUGGAGGUUUUCACGUCAAAUUCAAGAAGAUCAACUCUGAAUGAAAUAUCAGACUAUAUCAUUCUUGCGAAGAGAAUUGGGCUUCCUAUUUCAUCACUCUGUAUUUGCUUCUUGAGGAUGACGCUUCGUGAUUUGAAGCAGCUUUAUGUUCCAUUACUCAACCUUCUGAGUAUCCUUGCUUGUGGACUUCUUGCUGCAUUGACAUUCAUCACGUUGCUAGUCGUCAGACUAGUGUUAGGUCUUUGGCUUCUUCAGUGGGCUAGAAGAAUCAAGCAUAAUCACGAGUCAUAUCAGAAUGAAUUGACAACCGCUGCCCUCACGAGCUCCCUCAUAUCUGAGGAGCUGGCAGUUUCUUCCAUACAAGAGGAUUUCGGCCGAGAAUUCACUCCUGAGGCUAAAGAAGCUCUACCAUCGAUUGGAGAUAAUCUAGCCAUGCGUGAAUCAAGCGUCGACCCCAUUGAUACCACCUAUUCAGGACUGGUGAAGUCACUGGAGUGGUCACCUAAUAAUCCCAAUGCCCACUAUGGAUAUAGUUCCAGUGAUUCACAGAGUGAAAUAGAGCAGUCCUUCAUCCCUGGGGUUCCUAACACGGAGACUUCAUCAAUCAAUCCUCGAACCAGAGGUUAUCUUUACGACUAUGGCGAGCUGGUCCCGCCAACCGGUGAAGAGAAGAGAAACGACUUGGUGAGGAAAAGGGGUAAGCUUGAUUCUCAUUUAGCAUCUAAUAGUGCUGAGGACGCACUUAAGACAGUCCAUCGCUAUGAGAUGUCAAGCAAACGCAUCUGGUAG
Messenger RNA from Candidozyma duobushaemuli, 2070 nucleotides. RefSeq lists its product as uncharacterized. The transcript has a single exon. NCBI's taxonomy places the organism in Eukaryota, Fungi, Ascomycota, Pichiomycetes, Serinales, Metschnikowiaceae. Gene Ontology annotation, biological process: maintenance of protein localization in endoplasmic reticulum. The record is from RefSeq and is a predicted model, not a curated record. Bases 1 to 2070 code for a protein of 689 amino acids. Gene Ontology annotation, cellular component: endoplasmic reticulum membrane.